Molecule: messenger RNA, 912 nt
Organism: Manihot esculenta (cassava)
Lineage: Eukaryota; Viridiplantae; Streptophyta; Magnoliopsida; Malpighiales; Euphorbiaceae
Product: metallothiol transferase FosB
Exons: 3
Coding region: 130-708 (192 amino acids)
Source: RefSeq, a predicted model, not a curated record
AUGAGUGAAGAGCCGUGAAAAUCUCUUCAGCAUCUCCUCUCUGCUACACCCAUUUCCUCUGAAUUUUUAUAUCUUUUACCCUCAAACGUCCAUUUUGUUACACUUGUUCUUUGAUUUCCACAGAAAAUUAUGAAGGACAAGUUGGUGAAUAACCCUCUGCAGCUCAAGUCUUUGAAUCACAUCUCGAUUGUUUGUAGAUCACUUGAGAAAUCUCUCCAUUUCUACCGAAACGUUCUUGGGUUUUUUCCUAUCAGGAGGCCUGGCUCCUUUGAUUUUGAUGGUGCCUGGUUGUUCAGCUAUGGCAUUGGCAUUCACCUACUGCAAUCUGAAGAUCCUGAGAACAUGCCCAAGAUUAGGCAAAUUAAUCCCAAGGACAACCACAUCUCUUUCCAAUGUGAGAACAUGACAACAGUGGAGAAAAUAUUGAAGGAUAUGAAGAUAGAAUACGAGAAGAGAAGAGUUCAAGAGGGUGUAAUCUAUAUAGAUCAGAUAUUUUUCCAUGACCCAGAUGGCUUCAUGAUAGAAAUUUGCAACUGCGAGGUUCUUCCUGUGAUUCCACUGGCUGGAGAGGCAAUUCACUCUUGCUCACUCAUGAACUGCAAUAUCCAACAGGAGCAGAAGAAGCAGAUUCAACAAGCUGUACCAAGGAAAACGAACACUUCUACGCCUAAUAUGCACCUGCAGGAAGAUUAUCUUCAUUGUGCUUGAUCUCUCUACAGUUGCAUACUGAAUUUUGGUGGUCCAGCUCCAACCCAGUUACUAGGCUAGUAUACAUACGGACUUGGACCAUGAUCGAAAGUGUUUGUUAAGACAAACUGCAGAUGUCGAUUAGAUGUAGUAUUCGUAUAAUUAUCAACCAUGAGCUGUAUAUACUUAUUAUUAUCAAUAUUGGAUUUCUUAUAAAAGAAGCAA